GGGGGGGUGAUUGCAGAAGCUCUUUCCUUAAGUCUAGCCAUCUGUCACCUGCAUCGCUUCCUGGGGAGAGACAGUCCACCUCCAGUGCUCCGGAGAUUCGGUGUCAACUGCGUGAGGAGGGGGGACUGGCCUUCUUGCCCCCCAGGCUGGAAGAGGAAGAGCUGCUGCUGUGGAGGGGAGGACUGGACACGUCGGAGGCACUGUCCUGCGUCAGCAAUGAGAUCCCUGCCCAAGACUGCAGGCAGGGGGCCCUGUUCUGGGCCUGUGUUCGCAAUGACUCUGCCCAGCUUCAGGCCCUGCUGGAUGGUGGGGUCACCCCAGAGGAGGCCACCCAGGUGGAUGGCAAUGGGAGGACAGGACUCAUGGUCGCAUGCUACCGUGGCUUUGGGAGUGUUGUGGCCCUACUCAGCCGCUGUCCUUUCCUGGAUGUGAACCAACAGGACAAAGAAGGAGACACAGCCCUCAUGCUGGCUGCCCAAGCAGGCCAUGUGUCUCUGGUGAGGCUCCUGCUCAACUACUAUACGGGCCUGGACUUGGAGCGCCGAGACCAGCGGGGGCUGACGGCAUUGAUGAAGGCCGCCAUUCGGGACCGCUCUGAAUGCGUGGCUGCCCUCCUCAUGGCAGGUGCUGACCUGACAGCAGUGGAUCCCGCUCGGGGCAAGACGGCCCUGGAGUGGGCAGUGCUGACCGACAGCUUCGACACCGUGCGCAGGGUCCGGCAGCUGUUGCGGCGGCCCCGAGUGGAGCAGCUCAGUCGGCAUUUCCAGCCUGAGUGGCCAGCCUUGCCCGAGCUCGUGGCCCAGGCCCGGGCCCAGGUUGCCCCAUCUCUCCUAGAGAGAUUACAGGCCACCCUGAGCCUCCCCUUUGCCCGGUCUCCUCAGGAGGGGGGUGUCCUGGACCACCUUGUGACCAUCACUACCAGCCUAGCCAGUCCCUUCCUCACCACUGCCUGCCGCACCCUGUGCCCCGACUGCCCGCCUGCCCUGGGAACUCGAAGCAAGUCUGUGCCAGAGCUGCUAGGCACCGCUCCUCCCCCUCCCCCAGUACCCCAGCCCCCCCAGGUAGUCCCUGGUCCCCGGGUUCUCACCCCCUACCACAGUCCGCAGGGUGUGCUGAGCAUGUGCCCUCAGUGGCUCCAGCCCAGGGACAGUACCAAUCCCAGGCCCCAAGUCCCGAAGAUCCUCUUCUCCAAGGCUCCCUCAUGUCCCAGCCAAUGCAAGCCAGAGCCCAGGCCUACAGGGCACUGCAGGCUGGCCCUUCCUGUCUGGCCAUACCAGGAGCUCAGGAUGCAGAGGAGGAGGAGUUGGGAGGAGGCGGCCGGGUGUGUACAGAGCCAGGGGAAGAAUGGCUAGGUCAGACUGGGGGCAGGGAAUCAGCCCCCUCCUGUAGCCUCCUCUGCCCUGUACGACCCCUUCUGCCUGUCAUCCUACGUGCGAGGGUAUUCACACAACACUGUCUGCAGCAGUGAAAGAGUGGAACAACCUAAGUGUCUACAGGCGCCUGGCUAGAUCGAUCAUGGGUGUAGCUACCGGACACCUAUACGAUGUAUUCCAUGCAGCGAUAAGACAGGAGUAAGGAAGCUCUUUGCGAUCUGGUAUGAAACUAUCUUCCAGACGUUUGAGGGAAAAAUAACCAAGGGCGGCUGUAUGGCAUACCGCCAUUUGUCAAGGUAAAAUUGGCACAAAGCUAAACGUGAGUCACACAAAUAUCAAGUGAGCACCGACAGCUAUUUAACUACUUAGUGAGUGAAGCAGCAGGAUGGGUGGAAGGAAGAAACAAAAACCUAUUGAUAGCCAGUGGGGAAAAGGAAGCUGGAAAAAGACUGUGACAUUAAUAGAAAAAGUUAAUUCCUCUCUGGCAAUAAAAUCAUAACUUUUUUCUCUACCAGAUAAAAAUAAUUUGCUGUUUAUUGAUCUUCUACAGGUUAACCUCUUAACUUUACAGAGUCUGGGCACCGCUCAGUAGUAAGUGCUGUGUCCAACACAGUGCCUUUCCCAGGAUGGCCCAUAGGGGGCGUGAUUAGCCAGUGGCUGAAACACCUCUGCUCUGGUGCCCAGUAAUUUUGUUGUGUGCCUCACUUAACAUCUUGGACUUUUUUUCUUAACACAUGUGUUGCAUACAUAUAUUUGCUUGUAUAUUUGUAAUAAUAAAAGCAACGCUUAUAAGGUGCUUACUAUAUACAUUUAACACUCCCAAUAAUCCUAUGAGGAGUUUAUCUGUGAGGACGUGGGGCACAGAGAGGGUAAGGAGUUACCCAGUGUCACACAGCUAGAAAACGGCAAAGAUCAAGAGUGAGAGCCAGUUGUGGAGGCCAGUCUCUCUUU
This is a messenger RNA of Phyllostomus discolor (pale spear-nosed bat), 2324 nucleotides long. RefSeq names its product ankyrin repeat domain 33 (gene ANKRD33). NCBI's taxonomy places the organism in Eukaryota, Metazoa, Chordata, Mammalia, Chiroptera, Phyllostomidae. The record is from RefSeq and is a predicted model, not a curated record. Gene Ontology annotation, molecular function: protein binding. The transcript has 5 exons. Gene Ontology annotation, biological process: negative regulation of transcription regulatory region DNA binding; negative regulation of transcription by RNA polymerase II. Bases 363 to 1352 code for a protein of 329 amino acids.